Molecule: messenger RNA, 576 nt
Organism: Racocetra fulgida
Lineage: Eukaryota; Fungi; Glomeromycota; Glomeromycetes; Diversisporales; Gigasporaceae
Source: the annotation of a GenBank genome assembly
GCCGAGGAGUGGGUUCCACUUAUUGUUCGCGUCGAUUUCAUUCUAGAAAAACCGAAAGCUGGAGUUCAUUUUAAACUUCCUGAUGAUGAUAAGCAAAAAUAUAAAUCUCAGACAAAUUCUCCGACUUCUCCAAAUCAAAGGACAUUUCAUUAUAAUCAACCAGUCGCAAUUCCAGCACAAUAUAUUGGUGUAGUGUGUGGUCCUUUCGUUGACCCAUUUGUGCUGAAUUAUCCUCUUGAAGCGCUUCCUCCUAAUAGACCAAAGAUAAUUGCCUAUAUUUCUGAAGAAUGGCAGCACUGGUUAUUACCUACUUUAUACCCUGAUGGUGAUGAUGAACCUACAGAAGAUACUUACUGGCUACAUCGAGCAAUGGAUUAUUUCAUUGAAGAAUAUUCUCAUUUUAAUUUACACCCUGAAUUUGAUAAAAAUAAUCCAACUGUAAAACCCGGAAGCUUUCCAUUCAAGCGAUUUCAAAUAGUUUUCGUUGACCACUCUUACUCCGAAACAAGGCGUGCUUUAAUAGCUGCAUUGGCACAGCAGUGGUUUGGAAUAUUUAUUCCUCCUUAUUCAUGGUAA